Messenger RNA from Archocentrus centrarchus (flier cichlid), 4468 nucleotides. It is a transcript of the gene hmgxb3, whose product is annotated as HMG box domain containing 3. The coding region runs from base 214 to 4077 and encodes 1287 amino acids. The transcript is spliced from 21 exons. The record is from RefSeq and is a predicted model, not a curated record. Lineage: Eukaryota; Metazoa; Chordata; Actinopteri; Cichliformes; Cichlidae.
UAAUAAAGUGGCCAGUGACUGCAUAUUGCUGCAGUAGAUCCGCAGAGAACAUGCUUCCACUUAUCUGGGACACCUGUAAUAACUCACCUGGGGAAUUCCUGCGGAUACUUCACGCUCCACUCGUCUCUGGAUGUCCUCCAGCUGAUUUUUGAGCUGCGUUAGAUCUUUCAACUGUUUCAGAGGAUCCUAGAAGAACAGCAGAUCUUUGGGAACAUGGACAAAGUGGAGCUUUUUGAGGUUGUUAAAGUGACGGAAGAGGUGGAGAGUGCCUACAGCCAAACAGAGGUGGGAUCCCUCAAAAAGAGGAAGAGCAAAGCUCAAGAUGACAGUGCAGAGAAGCCUAAGAAACCUAGGUCUGCCUAUCUGCUGUACUACUUUGAUGUUCACCAGAUUAUGCAACUUGGAGUCUCUAAUAUGCCACAGUCCGAGAUCAACAAGCGUAUCAGCGAGAGCUGGAAACGACUCAGCGUAGCCGAGAAAAGCUACUACCUGGAGAAAGCCAAGCUGGAGAAGGAGGGAAUAGAUACAUCAUCUCUUAGCCCUUCCAAAGACCUGCCAGGCUUCCGCAAAAUCCUACCUAGAGCCAGUUACUUUGUUUUGUCCAAAGGCUGCUCUUCAGAUCACCAGCCAGGAAGCUCUCAGUCAGAGCUCAGUGUUGAUUCUGUGGACAAUCCAGCUGAAGGCGGCUUGCCCUCAGUCUCCCUUAUUCAGGAAACCCGGUUGACACCUCUUGGGAUGGCUGGUGAAGUGGAACUUUUGGAGCCCCCCAUUGUUGUUGAGGAAAUAGCAGAGGAAACAGCAGCGGUGUCUCCUGCCCUCCAAGGAAUUGCACCCUGUUCUUCCUGCUCCAUCUCACCCAAAGCAACAGUCUCUGCAGACUCCAGUGUCUCACAGGGCUCUGCUGACUGUUUAGCAAAUGGGGUCACACUGAAAGGAAAUGAGGCAAGAGCUGGCACUACUAGUUACAGUGCCACAAUGGUGCAGCAGACACAGGGACAAACCACACAGGUGGUGGCCAUCAUACCCACUCAGAACCUGCUGGAGCCCAAGUCUUUGGCAGCUGUGAGCUCUGUGGGCCCAGUGGUGAUGGUCCCUGUGGGAGCCAGCAUAGAGCAAAGUGCCAAACCUUCAUAUAAAAUGUCUGUGAAGACGUACACUAGGAGAGGUCGAGGGAGGUGUCUGAAUCCUGGCUGUUCAUUUAUCUAUGUCACUCGUCACAAGCCACCAACUUGCCCCGACUGUGGGAGCCACUUGGGUGGUAAAUGGAUACCCGCUGCAAAAAGGUCACAUGAGAAACAAGCUGCUUCCAAGCAAUUACAACAUACAGCUGAAACCAAACCAAAUGAAAGCCUUCAAGCUACACAGGCAACAGCUCAGGAGGGGGCUGCUGAUGUCAGGAAAACAAAUAUUACUGCAGGCAACAAAGAAGGUCAGGUUCUGAGGUGCUCCAGAAAGCAGCGUGCAGCUUCAGCUGGAGUGCCACAAGAGGGCAGCAGCACCAAGCCAACAACUCGAGCAAAACAAGUGAAAGACAAUCCUAAAAGUGCCAUAAUCCAGGGUCAGCAACGGAGCAGUGCCACUGUGCAGAAGAGGCCUGUGAGACCCAUCCUUCCUGCCUGCUACAACACAAGUCGGGCUCUGUUUCAGAUCAUAACUGUUCCACCUGACAAAGAGAAAUUUCAAUAUUCACACAACAAUAAUUCACCGACUGUGCCACGAGAGAGUUUCUCAGGUCUCAAACCCAGCACUUUAAAGCAGCUCGGACAGACGGUCCCAACAACCACAGCCAAACAGGAUUUUCCCGGCUCAGCAGAGAAAAGCCAGCCCACGUCGUCUCUGACUGACAGGAGAGUGAAUGUCCUGUCAGUUAUGCCUUUCAAACAGCAAACAGUUUCCAGCUUUGACUUGGGACUGUCCACAGCACGAGGCAGGGGUCGGUGUAAAAACCCAUCUUGUGACUAUAUUUAUAAGAACAGGCACAAACCUGCAGUGUGCCCGAAAUGUGGCUGCGAGCUGACCCAGAAGAAUACCAAGGCAGCAAAAUCUGAGUCUCUGCUGUAUCCGUACCAUCCUCUUACUCCUGCUCAAAAAGACAUCCAGCGUCAAAAUACGGUGCAGUUACUGCGCAGUUGUUUGCAGAUUCCUGAGAGUGAGACUGAACUUCAGGAAACGUUAACCCUCAUCCAGGAGCUCAACACUUUCCAAAUUGUCUUUGUUCAAGUGGGUGAUCAGGAACAGGAAAACAGCACCGAGGCAGAGACCCUGUUUCAGUCGAGGUGGCCUCAGUACUACGAGUCAGCAGCUACUCACUGUGGCUUGUGUAACUACCCUCUCUUCAAAGGAGGCCAGAGUACUGUUGCAGGACAGGAGGACUGCUGGCUGCUCACUGAAACUCUGAUGCAGACAGUCUCUCUCCAGCUCAAAGUGUGUCUCAAUGUUCAGUGCCUGGCCCUGCACAGCUUCACCGACCUGCAUCCAGGCCUGUUCAACAUUGGAAACAGACUGCUGGUGAGCAUUGACCUGUUUCUGAAGAUCAGGGCAAGCAUCAAACUAGGCCAGUCGCCCUCACUGGCAGCCAAGACUAUAUUAGACCACGUCCCCAGUCAUCCUGUCCAUUCUCUCAAUCCAGAUGAAUCAUCUCAAAUUCAAGAGCUUCUCCUGAGUGGCUACUGGGCCUUUGAGUGUCUUACCGUACGAGAUUACAACGAUAUGAUCUGUGGCAUCUGUGGUGUUGCUCCAAAGAUGGAAAUUGCACAGAGAUACUCAAACAAUGUCCUGGAGCUCAAGAAUGUGGAAUUUACCUGGCCUGAAAUUUCGGUAUCAGAUGAGGUACAUGUGGAUGACUUCUGGCUGACGAUGGAGAGUGAGGCUAUUGAGCAAGCAGCGUUCCCCACAGACAUCCCAAUCACACGGGUAGAUGCUUCCAUAAUUGCUCCCUUCAUCCCCCCUCUGAUGAGGAGUCCCACUGUUAUCAACACAGAGAAGAACAAGGUCCUGUCACACCCAGAGCAGCCCCCGGGAGAUCCGUCAGUUUUGGUACGCCUCGUUCAUGAUGGUCAGCUGAGACUCGACAAAAUUGAAGAUCACACUGAGGACGAGCUGAGAACAGUCCUGGACUGCUGUGGGGCGAGCAUCACCCCAAACUCCACCAAGGAUGAACUGCUGGCCUCUCUGAUCUCCUUGUACACGCUUGUUCAUAGCGGCCUCUCUACUUCCUCACGACCCCCUGCGCACCUCACUGCAGGCAAGCUGUCCAAAGUCUGCCCCCACAAGGUCGUGUGCGCCUCUAAGUACUUGGUUAGAGGAGAGACCGCUCGAGACCACGUAGACCUGCUGCUGUCUUCUCGCUAUUGGCCUCCAGUGUAUGUUUGCGACUGUGCUCGUGAGGUGGCCCUUUGUACUGACUUACAGUACCCAGAGCUGGCAACACAGAUGUGGGGCAGAAAUCAAGGCUGCUUCUCGGACCCUUUUGAGAAACCAGAGCUCGUGUCAUGUGCUGAGCUCCAGGAUCAGCUGUGCAGUGCUGACUUGUCCUCAGGAGCAGAGAACCAGCAGGUCCACCCCAUCACCAAGUCUUGUUCCUGCUGGCUGGUUCAUCCUCCACAGGAAACCCCGAAGCCUCCUGCUCCCGAGCAUCAUUCUAUGAUCCUCUGCAGAGACCUGGAGCCUUAUGUUAGCCUGGUAGCUGAGCUAGAGACAGAGAAGGGAGAGGGCGAUGAUAAAGAGGCACCACAGAAAGAACAAUCAGACACAUCAGAGAGUGAAUCAACAGAAAAUCCUGAGAACUUUCCUUCAGUGAGUCGUGCACUGAAACAACCUAUUGUUUUCAACAACACAGCUUAUUAUUACCUAUACAACCGUAUGGUAGAUUUUUUCACUAGCAGAGACAUUGUGAGCCAGCAGAUCAACCAAGUAGUAAAGGCCUGCCAGCCUGGAGAGGUAGUGAUCAGGGAUGCUCUGUACCGACUGGGAGUGGCACAGAUAAAAACAGACAAGGAGGGAGAUGAAGGAAACGAGGUGGAGGGACAGGCACAGGAGGAGGGAAUGGAGACAUUUGAGGUUGUCCUGCAUCAAUAAAAAUGUUCAGGUUAGAAAGCUAGAUAAAUGACCAGGCAGGCAGAGAGGUGGACUGAAUGUAUAAUGGCUGCAAAAUGGUAAGUAAAUAUAUGGUAAAGAAGUAUCAUAAGAAGAAAUGGAGGUGCUAUUAGUGAUUGUAGUGAUUGAAGGGUUAACCCUGACAAAGGAGAGCAAGCUUUUAAGACAGAGAUCAAGCAAACAUUGUUAAAAAGGUUUUACAGAUGUACAUCAGAGUGAUGGUAACUGAAUGUCAAAGCUGUCCUUCUCAAGUGACUAAAAGAAUGUAAUCUCUGUAUAUAUAUAUAUUUUUAGCAAUAGGAUGUUAAGCAGCACGGUGGCAUGGUGGUUAGCACUGCUGCUUCACAGCUAGAAGGUCUGGGUUUGAUUCCAC